GGGGAAGUUCCCUUUUCCUUUCUUUUGUUUUCAAACAACACUUGUCCACAAGAGGAGAAGUUUUACAAUUACAGGGUGUCAAGAUUUGUGAAAGCGCACUAGAAUUUCCAGUGCUGAGUUUGUGUUUGACCUUGGCCAUGCUUGGUAUCACACUAGAUGUUUCGUCAAGCUUGGCGAUUGGGGGAAUGAUAAGCGCAGGGCUAGUGGAAGUGAUGCUGCAGAUCAAGACGCAACCGCGCUAUGUAUUGGCCAAGGGUGGCAUUACCUCGGCAGAGAUUGCCACAAAGGGCCUUGGAGCGAAAAAAGCUCUUGUCGUUGGCCAAGCGAUCGCUGGUGUUCCUCUGUGGAAGCUUCGUGACGGCUGUCGGUUCCCAGGAAUUCCAUACAUUGUGUUUCCAGGAAACGUCGGUGAUGCUCAUGCCCUGGAAUCCCUUGUGCGAAAAUGGAGCACUCAGCUGUCUGCAACCACGGCAAGCAUCCUGCAGCAAGCCCGAAGAGAGCAUUUUGCAGUUGGGGCAUUCAAUGUCUACAAUAUGGAAGGCGUCAUUGCGGUUAUCAGGGCUGCAGAGAAGAGCAAGAGCCCCGUGGUAUUACAGAUCCAUCCGACAUCUCUAGAACGUGGUGGGGAGGCUCUUGUCAGCUGUUGCCUUGGCGCUGCGAAGCGAGCUGCGGUUCCAGUCUCUCUGCAACUUGACCAUGGUACUAAUGAGCAACAGAUUAUGGAGGCAAUGAACAUGGAAGGUGAGAAGACACCGAGAACACCAAGGCAGCACCCGCCCUUGCUGUUCCAGAAUUAUGGGUUGAAGGCGCAACAAGGCAAACCGGUGCCGAUGAGUAGCGCGAGGGGAAAAGGAGGCGGAGGCCCUGUAGGAUCGAGCGGCGUAGGUGCGGCAAAUGGGCGGUCGGGUGGCGUGUUUGGCGGCGGAAGCAGCGCGAUGGCGGGGUCUUCCUAUGCCGGAGCCACCAGCGGAGGCUCGCGCGCUUCCGGGUUCAUGUCGGGGACGCCCAUGCGCGGCGGAUCGAGAGGUGGGGGUCUCUCCUCCCUAGGAGGUGCGCAAGAUGACGUGUUUGCGAGCUUGAAUAAUGGGGGCUCCUCGUCCGGAAGGUCGAGCCCCAAUAAUAAUGAUGUGUUCGCAACGCUCGGUAAUCUUUCUUCGGGGACAAGCGGAGUUAGUGGGUAUGGCGCCACGAAGACCCCGCCGAUGAGGCCCGCAGCGAGUGGGAGUGGAGACGGGGGAGGGAAAAGCCUGGGGGCAGACUUGGACGACAUGCUCGAAAGCAUCAGUCGCAAGGGUGGAGGGGGAGGCGGGGGGGGAGGAGGGGAAGGAGCGCGAGGUGGGGCGCGGAAAGCUAGCGCUAGCUCCGCCGCGUACGGAAUUGAUGAUUUGUUCGGUACCGGGCCGGGCAGCAGCAGUAACAGCAAGGUGAACAGCAGUGGCGAUAGCUCGGAUGACUUGUUUUGGGGCAUUGGGGGCGGACGAGUUGGGAAGGGGGCUACUAGCAGUGGGGAGAAAGUAGGUGGUAGAAGUCCCUCCCACCCGACCUCCUCCGCGGGCGGGGCUGCUGAUGAUGUGGCAGACCUUUUGGGGGGAUUCGGGAAUUCAGAAGCGAGCGCCGGUGUCCCAUCGAAAGCUAGUACGAAUACGAAGAGUAGUCCUGCCCGUACGGAAGACAAAGGGGAUCCUUUGGUAUCUCUGGAUGGGGAUACAGACUCUGGGGGAGGCAAGGAGGGUUCCUCGGGAUUUGCCACCCCCGCAACGGAAUUUGACGAUCCAUUCGAAGGGUUGACGGUUCCGCGGCCUUCGGGAUCGCCGCCAUCUUCCGCCCCUGCGACGGGUGCUGACGGGGCGCCCAGGGGCGCGGCUGAGGCGGCGAGUGGGCACCCAUCGCGCGCGCCAUCGGCUACAGGCAUAGAGGGGUUUGAAGACUUCGCUCCGCCGACGACGCAGCCUGCCUCGAGCAGCGCGGAAGCUGCGGGCCCGCGUGGCACUGGUGGCGCGGCGGCGGCAGGGAGGGGAGGCAAUGACUCCAUGCCCGCGCAGUCGAGGCAAGCGGGGGUAAGUGGAGACAGGGGAGUUGAGGGAGAGGAGGAUGGUCCGAACCCCACCGUCAGCGGGGUGAACGUCGACUCGGCUUCCGCGUCUAUUCCGCCUUCCGGUGCUGCCACCGCCGCUGCGGCUACUGCCGCCGAGAGAAGAACGCCCCCCGAGGAGGGAGCUGCCCCCGGAUCGAAGGAGGUGCCUCGACCGGCGCGAGAUGAGCGUCCUCCUUCUGCGCCGUCGCAAGGACAACCACCAACGGCCGGCGGCAGAGACACGUCUCCCAUGCCAAACGCUGCCGAUGGGCAGAGGGGACCGGGCGCUGCUGCUCCUCCAGCGAGUGCCCGCGCCGCCGGCAAGGAUGCGCCUGCAGGGAGGGAGAAGAUGAAACCGGCGGAAACCAGGAGCGGAGUGCCUCCGCCUGUUGCCACGAAUAUGGGGACGGCAGAUUCGGGGCGCGGAGGUGGUUUUGGAUUCCCCGAAGAGCCCGCGCCGUCCGUCUCUCCCACUUUUAAGGAAUGGGUGACGAUAAAGGACAUCAAGUUGAAGACUCGUCCUUGCACGCUGCCGCCUCCUUCACGUCCUCCCCCUCCUGUUCCUCCUUCGAUGGGCUUUCAGAGGGCCAGCCCCGUGUUUAGCUCCAACCCGUCUCUCUCCCCUAAUCAUCAGCGACCGGCGGACCCUGUCGUUCGUCUCAGAAGCAGCAUGUCCGCGGAUACGCAGCAGUCCCAACCACCUCCCGAAGAGCCGCGUUUGAGAAAGCCGCACGCUUACGAACCUACUCCCGUUUUCCCAAGGGCGUCGACUCCUUCCGGUGGCGGAAAGACGGCGCGAGCGCAGCAGCAACCGCAGCAGCAACAGGCGUCGGCGCAACCGCCUCCGCGGUACGAUUCCCCAUCGUCUACUGGCGCAGGUCGCCCGCGGUGGGGUCCAGGGCAACAGGAUGGCAGUGGUGGCGGCGGCGCAAGUGCCCGUGCGUCCGCUAGUUCCGCGCCGUCGUCGUCGUCGUCAAACUCCAAAGAGGAUGCGCGCGGCGGAGGCGAAAGCGAAGAUCCAUACGUUGCGCAAAUACGGCGGAUGAGAACCGCGGCACCGUCGUCGGCGCAGUCCUCGCCGGUGCCGGAGCGGACGUCCUCGGGGAAGGAGGAGGAUGCUGCGCGGGCGGCGGCCGCGCAGUCUUCCGCCGAAGUCGCGCGGGCGGCGAAGAAGGCGCAAGAGAAGAUGAGAGCGGAGAUGGCGGCGAAAGAAGAGGCAGCGUCCCGGCAGCCGCGGCCAUCGCCGUCUCCGUCACCCUCGCCUGCAGAACAGAGGGCGUCAGAUUCAGGGAACUUCUUCGGUCAGUCGACGACGGCGGGGAGAGGCACGAGGUCGAAGCCUCGACCUACCGAGCGGGAUUUCAUGGGAGCUGGCGACAGACCCCCGAUGACGAGUGUGGAUGACCUAGCAAACUUGGGCAAGAAGAAGAAGCAGCCGGGCGGAUGGGUGGAUAUGUCCGCCGAGGACAUGUGGGGUCCUGACGUCGUCGGGUCCGCCGCGAAGGUGGCCGAGCCGGAGGAUCCAAACGAACCAGCGGAACGGAGAGCUUAUCGAUCGGAGAGAGAUAGGCGAGUGGAGGAGCGCGCUGCGGAAGCGCUCGCGGAAAAGAACCGUCGCGACAUGGAGAUGCUGCGGGAACAGGAGGCGCGGCACCUAGCGGAUGAAGAACUUGGCGGAGAGAUCAAAAGAUGGGCGGCGAACAAGGAAGGCAACAUCAGAGCGCUACUCUCUACGCUACAGGAUGUUCUUUGGCCUGGUUGUGGCUGGGUGCCCGUCUCCAUCACCGACCUUAUCAGCGCCGCGGCAGUGAAGAAAUACUAUCGAAAGGCUGCAUUGUGUGUUCAUCCUGACAAGGUCCAACAGAAGGGGGCAACGGUGCGGCAGAAGUAUGUCGCAGAGAAGGUCUUCGAUCUACUCAAGGAGGCAUGGAACAAAUUUAAUUCCGAGGAACUGUUUUAAGGGGGGGGGGGGGGGGGGGGGGCGGGGGGGGAGUUGCGGUGGCGGGAAGAUGCGGAAAAGAAGAAGAAAAAGGGGAGGGGGCAACAGCUUGCUACUGGUUGUCCGUGCUGUCAUUGAAAGUAAGUUGGAAGAGAGGGGCACGUAGUAGAGAGUAUGAACGAGGAGAGGAAGAGAGAAGAGCGGGUCUCGGCCACGGCGGUGAAAUGUGGAACGAAAAAGCGAAGGGGAGGAGGGGGAGGAGGGGAGGAGAGGAAGGCUCAGGAAGGAAUCGGUGGGAGAGUAGGGGAUGAAGGGAAGGGGUAUGUUUGGCCUGGCAAAAGAUGGAAAUGAAGAAACAGGGGGGUUUGCUCAUGGCGAACUCUUGUUGCGGAGAUGACGACAACGACAAUCGAUCGACGACUGCUAGGUAGUCAGUCACUCUGCUGUGUGUGGUACACUACUCUACUGUGAGUACGAAUUACUAUAAACAGUCCGUUCCUAACCGUCGAUCGAUCGAUCGAUCGGUCGGGUGGGGUGGGAGAAGUGGGCGAUUAGUUGGUUUGAGGCUUCGAGGACGAUCUGAGAAAGGUUGGGAUUAGGGUCACACACAGAGAGAGAGAGAGAGAGAGAGAGAGAGAGAGAGAGAGAGAGAGGAAAUAAGAUAACCCUAAAGCCAUGGAAAGAGGGAAGGGAAAUAAUGCGCGAUUGGGAUCAACCUGAGAACGCAACCUUUGUGUGAGUGGAGAGAGGAAAGGUGGGAAAAGGGAGGGGGCUAGUAGAGAGAGAGAGAGAGUGAUAAGUCCAUGUUGGGACUAGUUUCUCAAAAGGGGCGACGGGCAGCAUAAUGGUUGGAUUGCGAACAUCGUCACGCAUUUCGGACUUUUGAUGGGCUGUAUAGAUUGGAAUCUUCCUGGAACCUUCCAGAAGUUUGUGGCUGAGUAGCGGCUGACGAGCCAAGCAGGGACGCGGGGAAUCGAACCGUUCAUUUUCAUUUUGGGUCCCGUUAAUUGUUUAUGAUGGCCGAGUUUGGAGGUCAUGCCCGAGCCUUGGUAUCGAUUUCUUUCUCUGAUUUUUUUGUUUUCAUCCCACCAGGGAUUUGAAUUGUUCGUUAGGGAACUCAAGGAGAUCAGGGUUGGUGCCAUCGUUUAGUCUUUUGCCCGUUAGGGAACUCCAGGAGAUCAGGGUUGGUGCCAGUAUUGCCCGUUAGGGAACUCAAGGAGUGUGGAGGUCAAGCCCGAGCCUUGGUAUUCUGCUGGUCUUAAGGACAUGGAGCUUGAGGAGAAAGGAGCCAUGGAUGGACAGACAGGAAAAAAAAUGUGGAGUUAGGGUGCGUGAGUUGGACGGGUGAUGAGGUCUAUCCUCGGCGCCGCCUCCAGUGCGCUCGGCGCCUUCUUAACUGCUGCCUGCACUCCGCGGAUCCUAAAGUGUGAAGACAGACGAAGAUUCGGCGCCCUAGCGUGCACAUCCUUCUUAAGGAAUUUGACAGUCUAAAUUUCAGCACUUCUUACAGUAAGUCACCCUCUCGAGUGCUACCUGCAACGUCAACGAAAUUUACGAAUGCGAGCAUUUGGAGACAUACGUAACCUGGGGAGUGCUGGGAAUUUGUCCGUGUGCGAGGGAAUGAAGGAGAGGGGGAGGGAAAUAUGAGUGUUGAGCAGACAGUGGAGGCAGUGAUGAUGAGCAGCAGCAGCCCGCGUCUCUGCACCGCGUAGAUGAUGAUAGGUUAAGAGCAAGAGCAAGGAGAGUAGGGGCGAACGUGAAGGAAAAAACAUUAUUUGGCGUUUUCUAUUUCAUGUGCGCGUGUGUGCGCGCGUUUGUGUGUAUGUGCGUGGAGAGAGAGAGAGAGAGAGAGAGAGAGAGGGCGCGAAGGAUAUCACGGCCAUCGUCAUUAGCCGCACAAGAACAAAAAUGGGCUGUGUUGGAUUAGACAGAGGGAUUUGGCGGGAAAAGAGAGACAGAGGGAUUUGGCGGGAAAAGAGAGAGGAAGAGAUGGGGUUGGGAGUGAGAAGAUCAGGGCUGCCGUUAGAGGCAUAUAGGUCUCUGGAUUUAUUUGUUGUUCUUUUUUUUGUUGUUUCACCACCCACACCAUAUAGGUAAACGGAUUUCUUUCGGAUUUCCUUGUCGCGGUUACGUUGAUGGGCUUGUCUAUGUUGAUGAAAUCUUAACUUGCGGGUACGAAAAUUCACGAUUCUAGGUCUCUGGUCUUGGUCUUGGGAUCAAUUGGGCCCUGUGAAACCCUCAGUGGUUCUGAGCGUCUCUUUCCGCACCGGGAUAUCUGCUGCACCCCAAAACAAAAGCGGAGCAGUCCACGCAUGAAAUAGUCUGUUUUGUAACUUUUUGACUGAUUUUUUUUUUUCAGCCUUUUUGGUAGAGCAGCCUCAGCCCCCUUGUCAGAACAAAACAGCUUGGAAAGG
Chara braunii is the source of this 6427-nucleotide messenger RNA. The record is from the annotation of a GenBank genome assembly. NCBI's taxonomy places the organism in Eukaryota, Viridiplantae, Streptophyta, Charophyceae, Charales, Characeae.